CGUGGAUCUCCGUGUGGAGGAACGCCUCUUUGGUGGCUGUGACAGGGAGAAUUAGGCAAGAGAUGCGGGUUCACUUGCCCUGCGUAGGGGCUUAUCUUGGGCUAAGCUGAGGGACUAAUAGCAAAGCCAGCCUCCGCUCCAGCCGGUCUGAGGGCACAGGGAACCAUCUGUCCACUCUGUGGAUAGCUGACAACAAAGGGGGCAAACAUUGAACACGGACUACAAACUAAAAGGCCGUUCAUUUAGGAGAUACGAGAAAAACAGAAGAGGAGCAAGUAUUUUGUAUAUAAGGUGUGGAAUGGCGGCAGAGAGUUCUGUAUUUAUUGGUUUGUAGGGUUUAAAUUAAAGCUUGGAAAACAGAGAGAAUGUCUGACAAGGAAGAAAUGGCUUCAGAUGGGAGUCUGAAUGUUACACUGACACUGAGGCUGCUCAUGCACGGAAAGGAAGUUGGCAGCAUAAUUGGGAAGAAAGGAGAAACGGUAAAGAAAAUGAGGGAGGAGAGUGGCGCUCGAAUCAACAUAUCAGAGGGCUCAUCUCCUGAGAGAAUAGUCACGAUCACAGGACCCACAGAGGGCAUCUUCAGAGCCUUCUCCAUGAUCGCACUGAAGUUUGAGGAGGAUAUCACCGCAGCAAUGACAAACAGCAACGUGACAAGCAAGCCACCUGUGACACUUCGCCUGGUUUUCCCAGGGAGCCAGUGUGGCUCCCUGAUUGGCAAAGGAGGCUCAAAGAUCAAAGAGAUCAGAGAGACCACAGGCGCUCAGGUUCAGGUGGCAGGAGACAUGCUGCCGGACUCUACAGAGAGGGCUGUCACAAUCUCCGGCACUCCACAGGCCAUCACUCAGUGUGUAAGACACAUCUGCUCUGUCAUGCUGGAGUCUCCGCCAAAAGGAGCGACUAUUCCCUACCGUCCCAAGGCCAUACCUGCUGGAGCCCAUGCAGUAUUAGCACCACAACACUCUGCACAAGCCUUUGCAAUCCCAGGGCAGUAUGCCUUUGCACAUCAAGAUUUGACCAAGCUUCACCAGUUGGCUAUGCAGCAUAUCCCCCUCCCUUCCCUUGGGCAGAGCAACCCUACCUUCCCUGGAUUGGAUGCAUCUGCCCCCACAAGUUCACAAGAGCUGGCAAUACCUAAUGAUUUUAUUGGCUGCAUAAUUGGAAGACAAGGCAGUAAGAUCAAUGAGAUCCGCCAGGUCUCUGGAGCUCACAUCAAAAUUGCCAGCGCCACUGAUGGCUCAGCCAUGCGCCAAGUCACGAUCACAGGCUCGCCGGCCAGCAUAAGCGUCGCCCAGUACCUCAUCAACGCCAGCUUAGAGAUGGCUAAAUACACCAUGCAGGCCGCUUCCUCUGCGACCCCCGUUGACCUCAACAUGAGCUUCUCUCAGUCCGCUCCCACUGCCUCCACUGCUGCUACCUCUAUGGCCGUCCUGGCGGCCACCCCCCCAGCCCCCACCAUUAACGUCCACUCUCCCUCCACCUUACAAACCAUCCAAAACCCACAUUACGCCGUCCCCGUUUCCAGCCUGCUUGGCAUGAAAACUCUCCCUCUCCUGGCUGUCCACCCAGCAGCCGCUUCCAGCCUAACUCAGGGUUUAUCCCCUUACACCGCAAAAAUGCCAACCUCCACCAUCAAAAAAUCUGAGCGCCAGAAGUUCGCUCCUUAUUGA
Plectropomus leopardus (leopard coralgrouper) is the source of this 1667-nucleotide messenger RNA. Its product is annotated as poly(rC)-binding protein 3. Gene Ontology annotation, molecular function: RNA binding. The record is from RefSeq and is a predicted model, not a curated record. NCBI's taxonomy places the organism in Eukaryota, Metazoa, Chordata, Actinopteri, Perciformes, Serranidae.